Messenger RNA from Parastagonospora nodorum SN15, 4257 nucleotides. RefSeq lists its product as hypothetical. Gene Ontology annotation, molecular function: lipid binding. Bases 1 to 4257 code for a protein of 1418 amino acids. The record is from RefSeq and is a predicted model, not a curated record. The transcript has 7 exons. NCBI's taxonomy places the organism in Eukaryota, Fungi, Ascomycota, Dothideomycetes, Pleosporales, Phaeosphaeriaceae.
AUGGCUACCGAGGCACGCGCCAACGAGCUGAAGUCAGAGGGUGCCUUUGAGGCUGCCCGGGACGCAGAUUCGAGUGUCACGGCGCAGCAAGCAGAAAAGACAGCUGUGGAUGAAGCUCGCAAAGGCGGCAGCGCAGCUUUCCAGUUCGACCCCGACGCCAGCCCAGAGGAAAAACGCGCCCCAGACGAUUCAGGCGCUCCCCUCCCAUACGAUCUUCCUACCCCCACCAAGGCCAGCGCCAUCGACCCACCAACUGCGAAUGGCGAGAAAGAGAAUGGCCAUGCGCCCAGAGCUCGACGAGGACGAUGGGCCCCCGCGCUUCGGCAUGGCCUGGGCUCCGAGGACAAGGACCAGGACGACGGCACAAUGCUCGACCACCAGACAUGGCUCGAGGGCCGCAUAGAAGACAAGUUCUAUGGCGACUGGUACCACAACACGGGUGUCAUCAUCUUCGCCUGUCUAAGCACCUGGGUCAUAGGUGUCCUGGGCGGCGGUCUGGGAUGGGUUAUGAUCAUCAUGGCCGUGUGUGGCACAUACUACCGAACCUCGAUUCGUCGCGUGCGCCGCAAUGCUCGCGACGACCUCAACCGUGAGAUGGCCAAAAAUAAGCUGGAAACAGACACAGAGAGCCUGGAGUGGAUCAACAGCUUCCUAGUCAAGUUUUGGCCAAUCUAUGCUCCCGUGCUGUGCGACACCAUUGUGGGCUCCGUGGACCAGGUGCUGUCGACUUCGACUCCAGCCUUCCUCGACAGCUUGAAGAUGAAAACAUUUGUGCUUGGAACGAAACCACCGCGACUUGAGCAUGUGAAGACGUACCCGAAGACACAGGACGACAUUGUGCUCAUGGACUGGAAGUUCAGCUUCACGCCAAACGACACGGCUGAUCUCACCUCCAGGCAGAUCAAGAACAAGAUUAAUCCCAAGGUGGUGCUGGAGAUCCGCAUCGGCAAGGGUUUGGUCAGCAAGGGCUUGGAUGUCAUUGUCGAGGACAUGGCUUUCUCCGGCAUGAUGCGCCUCAAGUUCAAGCUCCAGUUGCCAUUCCCGCACAUCGAAAAGGUCGAGAUGUGCUUCCUGGAGCGCCCAACCAUCGACUACGUAUGCAAACCUUUGGGCGGUGAGACCUUUGGAUUCGACAUCAACUUUAUUCCCGGUCUUGAGUCGUUCAUUCAGGAGCAGAUCCACGCCAAUCUCGGCCCCAUGAUGUACGACCCCAACGUCUUCCCCAUCGAAAUUGCGAAGAUGCUUGCAGGCAACCCGGUUGAUCAGGCCAUUGGUGUGCUUCAAGUCCACUUCCAUGGCGCGCAGGGUCUCAAGAACCCCGACAAAUUUUCUGGCACUCCCGAUCCGUAUGCGACUGUGUCGAUUAACAACCGCAAUGUUCUGGCCAAGACGAAGACGGUGCAUGAGAAUGCUAAUCCUCGCUGGAACGAGACUGUCAAUAUUAUCGUCACUUCCUUGAAAGACUCCUUGACAAUCAACCUGUUUGACUACAACGAUAUCCGAAAGGAUAAGGAGCUUGGUACUGCGACAUUUGCGCUGGAGCAGCUUGAGGAGGACACUGACCAUGAGAACAUGCACAUUGAGAUCAUGUCUGGCGGGCGACCACGCGGCAUUUUGCAAGCUGAUGUGCGCUUCUUCCCCGUUCUUGAGGGCACAACCCUGGAUGACGGCACCAAGGAGCCUCCACCAGAGUCACGUACCGGCAUCAUCAAAUUUACCGUUGAGCAAGCCAAAGACAUGGACGGCAGCAAGAGCAUAGUCGACGCGACCAAAGAGAUGCUCAUCACCGAUCGCAAGAAGGCGAAACUUGGUUUAGUAAUCAAGGACGACCGUGACCUUGCUGCGGAUCCUAUACUGGGAACAUACCAGAUUGCUGUCGACGAUAUGCUAGAGCUCAUGGCAAAGGGUCACGAGUGGUACAAUCUUGCCGGAGCGCAUACUGGUCGAGUGAAGAUGAAGCUCGACUGGAAGCCGGUCGCUUUGAAGGGUUCUUUGGCGUCCGGUGGUUACCUCACUCCUAUUGGAGUGAUGAGACUUCACUUCCAGAGUGCUCGCGACUUGCGCAACCUGGAGAAGCUGGGCAAGUCUGAUCCAUAUGUUCGCGUUCUGCUCUCUGGCGUCGAGAAGGGUCGGACGGUCACUUUCAAGAACAAUCUCAACCCUGACUGGGACGAGGUUGUGUACGUGCCAGUUCACACUGUUCGCGAGAAGUUGACCUUGGAAGUCAUGGAUGAGGAGAACCUGGGUAAGGAUCGCUCCCUUGGCCACAUCGAGCUUCUGGCUGGUGAUUUCGUUAAGCAAGACGAAAGCGGCGAGUAUGUUGCAUACGAGCAGAAGCAGCCGAUCGCCGGACCUCUUCGAAUGGCUGGACACGCUGCGGAGAAAGGCAAGCUGAAUUACACCUGCUCAUUCUACCCUACAUACCCAACCUGGGAUCCUGAAGAGGACGAAGAGGAGAAGGAAAAGGCCACCACACCAGAGGGCGCCUCCCGUCCUUUGUCAGUCACUUCCAACGGAAGCAGUGCAGCAAAGGGCCAUUCUCGAACUAUCUCGACUGCAUCAGGAGCGGCCGUCACUCGAUCGGAGACGGCAGGAACCAUUUCCUCCAUGAAGACUGCAAGCUCGCAUAAAACUAGUGAAGGCGAUCUGGCCAAGGCGCUUGAGCGUAACGAAGAACACCAAGAUGAGACAACACCGGAAAAGAAGGCGGUUGAGAAGCUAAAGCUCACUGUUGACGACAUUCAGCAGUAUGAAUCUGGUCUACUCGUUUUCAAGCUUAUUGACGGCGAGUUCUCGACUACUGGCGCGUAUGUCGAUGUCCUUAUGGAUGACAUGGCAUAUGCUAGCUACUCGACUGCGAAAAUCAAGAACAGGAACAUGACAUUCAACGAAGUGGGCGAUGUUAUGAUCCGCGAACUUGACUUCUCGAAAAUCACUCUUCGGCUUAUUGAGCACAUCAACAAAGACGGCGAUGGCGAUGAGGAUCAUGUUAUUGCUAAGCUUACAGGCAACACUGUUGAUACGCUCCGAAGGUGCUUGUACACCCCGACUCAAUUGAUUCUGAAGGACAAGCAUGGUCAUGACAACAAGAUCACCGUCAGCCUCAAGUAUAUUCCCGUCAAAAUGCGGCUGGAUCCCAGCGAGUCCUUCAACAACCAGGGCACGCUCCGUGUUGACAUUCUCGAUGCUGCAGACCUCCCAGCAGCUGACCGCAACGGCUUCUCGGACCCGUAUUGCAAGUUCAUGCUUAACGAUAAGGAGGUGUACAAGACCAAAACGCAGAAGAAGACCCUUCACCCAGCUUGGAACGAGUACUUUGAAGUUCCAGUGCGCAGCCGAACCGCGGCUGACUUCGUCGUGAACGUAUACGACUGGGACUUUGGAGACAAGGCCGACUUCUUGGGUAAAUCAACCAUCAACCUGGAGAUAUUGGAACCUUUUACGCCUCAAGAGGUUACAUUGGGGCUAGACGGAAAGUCGGGUGUCAUUCGUCUCCGCAUGCUUUUCAAGCCCAACUAUGUCGUGCGUUCAAGGCAAGGCUCAAGCACAUUCUCAGGGACAUUCGCCCUACCAGGAAAAGUUGUCGGUGCACCUGUCAAGGGAGUCGGCAAAGGUGCCGCUCUUGUUGGUGGUGGUGUCGUCCGCGCAGGCACAUUCCUCGGCCGUGGCUUUAAGCGCAGGAAGUCGCGUGGCGCUACCGAAGAAGAUGGCUCUGACCGGCCUGACUCGUCAUCUGGUCGGCCGUCCGCAGAUACGCCCAUCAUAUCGAUCGAAGGCGACGGCUCUGCCCCCCAGCCUUCACCAAACCACCACCGCCAUAAAAGCUGGGGCGCACAAAGUUUCGCUAGCCGCUUCAACGACAGUGGCGCUCCUGGUGGCGGCGAGGCUGGCACUGCUAAUAUCUCGAUCGUCAGCGCUGAUGGCUUUCCAGCAAACACCAACAUUCGCGUCCACGUUAAGCUUGGCAAUAAGGAGCUACACAAGACGGAUCAUCACAAGACGACUACUGGUAAUGUCUCGUUUGACGCUUCAGAGGAAACCUUCAAGGCCUCAUGCACAGCCGAUGCGUUCUUCAAGAUCUCCGUCGUCGACCAUAAGAAAUUCGGGCGCGACGAGGAACUUGGCGAAGGCACUUUCACUAUCGACGACCAGGGCGCUGGUGGCGAGAAAAAUGUGGGUGUCGGUAAAGGCAUGGUGGUCAUCAAGAGCUCUUUUGUGCACGCGGAUGCAGCGAGCAUGGUUGGGAGAAACUGCUGA